UCUGCGCAUCGGAGUAUCUGUUCAGGCAUGCUCUUCGCAAUGAAGAGAGUGGAUCACUUCACAACUACCUGUCGGUUUUUUCGUUAACUGUCGUUGCAAAAUUGAGCACGAUAAUACGAAGGAACGCUAUUGAAGAAGAUGAAUGUCUCGACUGCGCCGUUCUUGUUCGUAUAAAAGUUCUACUGCUCCUCAAGUACAGCUGCUUUCGGUUAAUAUGGCGAAGCCCACCACUUUGCUGCUCCGCUUACGCCCUCGGUAGGAGGGUUUCGCUCGGGAUAGAGAAAGGAUUUAUUCGGCGGCGCAACUUAUAAAGACAGCCGGAGAUUGAUCAAGAUCAUGCUCUACCUUUCCUUCGUGGUGUUCCCCUGCGUGUUUGUUUAUCUCAGCCUGCACACCGGCGGCCGGCGCUUCUUUUACGGAGUGCUACGGAACAGGGAAAGCAAGCCGGCGCGUGCUGGAGGAGUGGCACAACUAUCGGGUUCUUCGACCUCGUGGUUUGGAAAGAACGGUAGAAAACCAGGAGAUCAAUAUGGAGAAUCUACUCACAAUGAUGCUCGGAAACAAAGAACAACUUCCUCCGCCGGCCUGUACCGAAGCAUUUCGAGGCGAUCGUCUCACUCAAUCGACGCAACCGGAGGGGCAACAGCAGCAGCAGCAGGCGCGUCCGGGGGAAAUCACCAAGGCUCUCUCUCGCCGACGACGUCCUCAGGCGGUAAGAAUUCGUAUGACGUCCUCGCAGGAGGAGGAACGGCAACGCAACCCGGCUCCGCGCGACCGGCCGAGCUCCCGGUUUCGACCAUUGACGAGAAGUAUGCAGGCCGGCUGACGCUGAUGCCGUAUCAAUUGCAAAUAUCUCUGGGUCUGGAAGAUUCUGGGACUUGUCAUGCACGUUUUGCAUGAGCCACGGCGUCGGUGAUGCAUGCCGUAGCGUCACAGAUUUUCUGAGGGGGUCUUGAUGCCUAUUCCGCAUGACAAGUGCGCUCUCCGCGUAGCAAAAUUUACAGUCCCUUUGCUGCUCAUGCAAGACAAAUUUUUUUGGAAUCCAGGUGCAGCAUCAGCAUCACAAGUUGCAUUCUUCCAGACCCAGACAUAUUUGCACUUGAUAUGCCGGUCGUGGAUGCGAAUUUUGCGGGGAAAAACUUCAUCCAGCUGUACAGCAUUCAGUGCUACGCAAGAAAACACGGCUACAAGUUCGAACUGCUCAACCUCAAUUCGCAACGGUUCGCGGACUGCAACGCGGCCUACCCCAAUGAUUUUUUCUUUCGCAAACACUGCGCGGUCGCGCAAGUGCUGAAGGCCCGACAGACGGGCGGCGGGAGCAAUAGUAGGGCCGGCGCGUCGGGGGUGGUUCGGAAUGGGAACAGUGAUCAUGGUGGUGACAAAGACUCCCGGCGGCGGCUCAACAGCGCGGUGCCAGCAGCCGGGCCCGGGCCGGAAUACUAUUUCGUGGUGGAUAGCGACAUGGCGGUUGCGGGUUUGGAGCAGAGUUUUAUCGCAGGUGAAAAAUUGUUGUCGAGUUCUAGCAUCGAUUAGAAGGAGUCACCAGAUUUAUUGUUGUGUGGUCGUUCGUAGUUCUAUGUGAACAUCAGAGACGGCGACUUCAUUCUGUCUCUACUUGUUGCGCACGACGUCAGCCUGCUGUGUGGCUGCAGCAAUCGCAAUAAAUUCGGCGUGCAUGGCCUAAAAUUUGUUUCGCAUUUUGAAAAAUACGAGAGGCAAAUCCCACGUUUAAAAACGUGUAUCCAGAGCUGUACUCAUUUUUCCAAGCGAGAAGCCUGGCGCCCUGGCUAGACGGAAAUCCAUAUGAAUUGCAAAAGCAUCGUACUAGUACUAAUAAAUUGCAUUACAAAUUACCUCAGCAUUAGGAAUGGAAUGUGUCAUGCUGUUUUACCUUGGGAUGAAGAUUUGUAAUGCAUAAUUGCAAUUACUACGAGCGCGAUGCUUUUGCACUGGAAAAUCCAGCGGACUUGACGUUUUACGAACGAAGUUGGAACUUUGAGGUAUAUGCAACAUUUGAUUAUUUUUGUCAUGCUGUUGCUCAUGCCAAAACCAAAAGUGAAAAUCAGUGUCAACAGGUCUAUACUUUGUCUUGAUCGUCCUAGACACACAACACCGAUCGGAUCCUUCGCCGUGGUUCAACUCGGGUUCUGCAAAAAAUUUAGAGCUGCAUUCAAAUUCUAUCAGGUUAUGGCCGGGAAUUACAUCGUUAAAAACACGCCGUUUGCGACCCAGUUUUUAGAAAACUGGGCGAAAUUCUACCACCGCCGGCCUCCGGGGUUUUCGUCUUCGGACCAGGGUGCGUAUCGUAUUUAAAAACACUCCCACCCCGUAGUUGUAAUGCAAAUCUGCAUGCUGAGAUUGUCCCUCAUGCGGAGCCCCAAGAUGAGAAGCAUUUUCUAUUUGCGUUUUGAAAUUUGUAAUGCUCCAAUCAGCAUGGUAUACUGGAUCUGUGAUGCUGCUGAACUACCUCACUCAGCACUACACUAGGAGUCCAAAUUUGUCAUGCAAAACAGCCAAAGCAUGUGGAUUACUCUAGCCGAUUCCCCGUCUUGACUAUGGGAUCGUGGGGACGUUUUUCCACAGGAUAGUGCGAUACACCAACUUCUCGCGGAGGCACUCUGGCUAUCCUGUGCAAAAAUCCCUGGACGUCUGGAAGGUUGGAACUUGUGAUGCUGGCUUUCCAUUCCUACGAAAUCUGUAUUGCAUAACCAACAAAAGUCGCAGCCUCUUUUGGACAUGCAAAAACCACGCAGCUUUUCAUACGGAUUGCCUAUGAGAAAGCGCUCUGGAAAGUUGUCAUGCUAGGUUGCGUUCGAAAAACUGUUUCCAUCAUCCACAUUUUAGCAUCACAAGUUUCCAGACCCAGACAUAUUUGCAUAUGACACUGGCUAAAGGGACGGCAGAAGUGCGACGACAUGUACAAGCACUUGACCGCGUCUGUGAUGGUAUCGAAGGCAAAUUUGUCUGGGUCUGGAUGAAGGCCCUUGUUUGUCAUGCAUCUUCUGCAUUAUGCAAAUGGUCUGUAAUGCACGCAAAAGCAUUACAGGUUUAUUUGCGGCGGCUUUCUGAUACCGAUCCUGCAUCAGAAAUUCCAAUUCCCAAUUUGAGUAGCACGAAGUAGGCAGCUUUAUUUGGCGAUCAUGCAAUACAAAGUUUUGCCUAUUACAUAAUCCGCAUCACAAGUUCCAACCUUCCAGACCCAGACUACGUAUUUGCAAUGCAUAGAUGGAUUUGAAACCGUAUUUCCGGUUCGUCAGCUGCGUGAAGCAGCUCCUUAUGCAUUGCAAAAGUAUCGUACUCGUAUAAAUGCAUUACAAAUUUUCUCAGCAUGAGAAACAAAAUUUGUAAUGCGGAUUCACCUCGAGAAAAAGAUUUGUAAUGCAUGACUGCAAUUACUACGAGUGCGAUACUUUUGCCCAGGAUGCUCCUCGGCCCGCCGCGGGAUUGGGAAACGAAAAUAAAGUUAACGCGGAAAACCCAUGCUGGUGCUCAGCAAAAGAUGGGGAGCAGUAGUGCAGCCACCGCAGACGAGGACGCAGCGGACGGUGGAACUACGAGUAAAACUAAGUGGCUUUCCGGCUAUGACCCGCUCAAACGUUGCAAUCUCAAAUCGGUUACAAUAGAAUACUUAUGGACAUCUGUGAUGCACGAGCGCAUGAUCUAGCUAACUCUCAUAGCAUUGCGCAUGAGAAGUUAUCCGGCCCUCCAAACCCCAGUACAAUCUGGCGAAAAUUGUAUUGCAGAAAGUGGAACGGUGUGAGAGUCUGUGAUGCUCAUGAUGCAAGACAGAUCUCAGAUCGUAGUGCAACGUUGGAGAUUGUAACACCUGAGCAGGUUAUACCGGCGGCAUCCGCAUUUUACCCCGGUGGCACGGGUUUGCGGCGGACGGGGUUUUUAGCGGGACAAGGUGCUUAUUGUGAGGAAAAAUCCCCCUGCCCCAUAUCGAAGCGAAGUUUCUGAUGCUGGAUUUGCGUUGUACACAAAUCAGAUUUGUCUUGCAGAAAGUGCUUGGCGGCAUUUUCUGAGCCAGUUUGGGUAUGCAGAAUGCUAGCAAUUACGCAUGACAAACAGGUUUGCAGUAGUCAAAAGCACAUGACAGACUGGCUGCGGAAUGUGCCACAUGGCUCCUAUUAUUACCCUAGAGGCAUGACAAAGGUGAUUUGUGACCACAAAGCAGCAUCACAAAUUUCCAUUUUGAUAUGGGGAGGGGGGAAUUUUCCUCUUGAUAGUGCUCCAUGUUUCACGUCUUUCACCACGGGGUGAAGGGGAGCAUAUGCAUUGCAAAUAUGUCUUGGUCUGAAAGAGGUUGCAACUUGUGUUGCAUGUUUUGCAUUCCUGAAAGAUCUGUGUUGCAUAGCCAGCAAAAGCGUUACGCUGUUGUCAUACGAAGACACAGCGGUUAGCGUCGAAUAGACUUGUCAUGCGCGGCUGCACUUGAAAGCACCAGACUCAUCCAUACUUUUGCAUCACAAAUUUAUUCCAGACCCAGACAUAUUUGCAUUAGAUAGAGCAAAGAAGCGGGCAACAACUAUCCGCACAUCAAAUUUGCGAUCGGGAGUAAGCUAUCAAAUGCAAAUAUGUCUGGGUCUGGAAACUUGUGAUGCACGGAAGGGAAUAGCGAAACCACUGUAAUGCGCUGCCCAGCAUGACAAGUUUUGCCGUGAUUCUGAGUUGCGUACUUCGCAUGAGAAACAACUGCGCCUUUGCAUGACAGGCAAGAGGAGCUCUUCGCGGCCACGCAAUACAGAGUUCAGUGUCAUGCCAAAUAGCAUGACAAAUCUCGCAAUCUCCCAGACCCAGACAUAUUUGCAGUUGAUAUAAGCACUUGCUCAACCUCCUCUCCGCCGCGUUUUACAACGGUCUGGAGCAAAAACCGUACGAUUUUUUGCAGACCAUAUCAAGUGCAAAUAUCCCUGGAUGUCUGGAACGUUGCAAGACUUGUCAGAUGCAAGUUUUCCAUGACCCACGAGGUCUGGAAUGCGAGACCGAGCAUGACAGAUUCGUUUAGGUCUCUAUCAUGCCUUUCCUGCAUGAGAAACUCCCUCUCAAUCAUUGGCCAAAAGCGGAGGACAGCUUUUGUUACUCACGCAACACAGAUUUUUCCAUCAUUCUGAUUGAGCAUGACAAGUUGCAGUGUUGUUCCAGACCACAUCCAGGGAUAUUUGCAUUUGAUAGACCAGCUACGACGACAACAUCUGCACGUUCGACAGUGUAUGAAUUGCAAAAGUAUCGUGCUCGUACUUCUAAUUGCGGCAAUGCAUUACAACUUUCCUUCUUGAGGUAAAUCCACAUCACAAAUUCAAUCUCUCAAUUAUGCUGCGGAAAUUUGUGUUGCGAGAAUUACAAUUACAAUUACUACUAGCUGCAGGCUGCUUUUGCAAUGCAUAAAGUAAGAAAUGCGGCAAUUGGAAUCCGGUCGGGAACCGGCUAAAUCCGCCGUGGUUCAUCACCGACCGGCGAAAAUCCUCCGAAAUGCUGUUGGCGGGCGAAGGCUGGCUGUGGGGCACGAUAUGAAAGUGCACAGUUGUUCCCCCUCCCCCUCAUGCGUACUAUUACAUGAACAGCAAUACAAACGUCGGCAAGAAUACAGGUUUUGCAUAACGAAUUUGGCCAGGAGCGUAGCUGCUAUUUGGGCUGCCAGAGUGAACUUGUCAUGCAAACAGUACCAAGAGCCAAGGCGUGCAUUGGGUAUCUUGCAUGACAAAUGAGGUGGAGGUGGAGUUGUGCACGGUCAUACGGGAAAACGGGGGACCACGGGGUGGUGGCCAGGUGGCCGAUUCGAGACUGCCUAUCAAAUGUAAAAAUGUCUGGGUCUGGAAACUUGUGAUGCUGGGUGGCGCAUCAUGAUGAGGCUCCGAAUGCUGGCUCAGCAUGACAAGUUUCUGAGCUCCUCGGUGUUGCCUAUUCCGCAUGACAAACUGCGCUUCUGCAUCACAGAAAAACGGAGCUCUUGGGUAACGUGCAUGACAGAUUUAACAGCCAUGCCAGACAAGCAUGACAAACAUGAAUUCUUCCAGACCCAGACACUUUUACAUUUGAUACUGCCUGAUAAACUACCAGUGCAAACCAUUGAAUACGCAAAAUGCAAAAGCAUCGCACUCGUACUAAUCGCCGUGUUACGGCGCUGCAUCACAAAUCUCUUUCUCAGGGUAAGUCCGCAUUGCAAAUUUCAGUUCCCAUGCGGAGGAAAUUUGUCAUGCGAUUUGCACCCGUGCGAGACUUUUGCACAGGAUACUCAAACCGGGCGAUAAGAUAAAAAACGUUCCGUACGCCGGGCCGGUAGCGGUAUUGUGAGGAAAAACGUCUCCACCACAGAGUUGUCAUGCAGAUUUGCAAUGACAGGAACUACUUGUCAUGCAGAUUUGCAAUUACUAGAACGACCCGUGUAAAAAUGCGCAUACCCAUCGGGGGUAUUUUUUCCCAUCUUGAGUUGGCAUUUGUAUUGCUCAAUAAACAGAAUGAGGGGAAGUACUUAGAUGGCUUUGCGAAGAUGCGGCUGUCCUUCCUAAAACUGCACUACAGUACAGAGUGGAACUUCUUGCCAUAUCAGUGACUCCUAAAACUUCUGGAUUUGUUUUGCACAGUUCCAAAGAAGAACUUGACUCCGUGUCGGGGACGUUUUCACAUACGAUUAGCCGUCACGGAGAGUUUGUCGUCUAUGUAUCCGACUGGGGUUCCGGAACAGGAGGUGCCGGCGUAG
This is a messenger RNA of Amoebophrya sp. A120, 6700 nucleotides long. Lineage: Eukaryota; Dinophyceae; Syndiniales; Amoebophryaceae. The record is from the annotation of a GenBank genome assembly.